AUGGCGGUGACGAUGCUGCAGGACUGGUGCAGGUGGAUGGGCGUCAACGCUCGCAGGGGCCUGCUCAUCCUGGGCAUCCCGGAGGACUGUGAUGAAGCUGAAUUCCAAGAGUCCUUGGAGGCUGCCCUGUGGCCUAUGGGCCACUUUACCGUACUGGGCAAAGUGUUUCGCGAGGAGGAUAACGCCACUGCGGCCCUGGUCGAGCUCGACCGGGAAGUCAACUAUGCUUUGGUCCCUAGGGAAAUCCCAGGCACCGGGGGCCCCUGGAACGUGGUCUUUGUGCCCCGUUGCUCAGGCGAGGAGUUUCUCGGUCGCGUGCUCCACUUCCUGGAGCAACAGGGGCAGACAGUGGAAAGCGUGGCCGGUGCCCUGGGUCUGGGGCUGCGCAGGGUGUGCUGGCUCCGAUCUGUCAGUCAGGCGAUCCAGCCCUGGGUGGAAACCGUGAGGUACCAGCGCCUGGGCGUGUUUUCCGGGAGGGACCAGCCAGCCCCUGGGGAGGAGUCCUUUGAGGCCUGGCUAGACCACACCACUGACAUGCUGCAUGUGUGGCAGGGGGUCUCUGAAAGGGAGAGGAGGAGGAGGCUGAUCGAAGGCUUGAGAGGGACUGCCCUGCAGCUCGUGCAUGGGCUCCUGGCGGAGAAUCCCGCCAGGACUGCGCAGGACUGCCUGGCGGCCCUGAUCCAGGUGUUUGGAGACAACGAGUCCCAGGCCACCAUCCGGGUGAAGUGUUUGACUGCUCAGCAGCGGUCAGGCGAGCGUCUCUCCACCUUUGUGUUGCGGCUGGAAGUCCUGUUGCAGAAAGCCAUCGAGAAGGGGGCCCUGGCCAGGGCCUCCGCUGACCACGUGCGCCUGAGGCAGGUGCUCACCAGGGCCAACCUGAUCGAGCCUCUGGAUGAAGCCCUGAGGAAGCUGAGAAUGGUUGGGAGGUCUCCCACAUUCCUGGAAAUGCUGGGGCUAGUUCGCGAGUCUGAGGCAUGGGAGGCCAGUCUAGCCCGGAGCGUGAGGGCCCCGGCAGAGGAAGGGGCUGGUGCCCCCGCUGAUGCCCAGGCGGAUGCCAGGAUGGGCAGUGCUUCUGAUGCCAGCCCAGGAGGGCCUGGUUGUGGGCCAGAGAGCCUGGCCCAGGCAGAACAGCAGGAAGCUGAGGAGCCCCUGCUGGAGGGGCUCAAGGACAUCCCAGAGGAGUCAGGAAAUGAGGAUGGGGCUGGGGAGACUGGCCACCCCGAGUCUGCCCCAGGUGAAUAG
Molecule: messenger RNA, 1242 nt
Organism: Marmota flaviventris (yellow-bellied marmot)
Lineage: Eukaryota; Metazoa; Chordata; Mammalia; Rodentia; Sciuridae
Product: paraneoplastic antigen-like protein 6B
Source: RefSeq, a predicted model, not a curated record